Molecule: messenger RNA, 837 nt
Organism: Musa acuminata subsp. malaccensis (wild Malaysian banana)
Lineage: Eukaryota; Viridiplantae; Streptophyta; Magnoliopsida; Zingiberales; Musaceae
Source: RefSeq, a predicted model, not a curated record
GGUUAUAAUGAGCAAUUUGGACAACCAAUUCUAUAAAGCGGCAACUAAGUUUAUUGGAAGUUGCAGCGAUAAGCGUCUAUAUAUAACCUAUAGCAGUCUCGCAACAAGAAGAGAAGCAGCAGAAGAAGCAGAGAACAUGGGGAACAGCCUCAGAUGCUGUUUGGCUUGCGUUCUUCCCUGUGGCGCGCUGGACGUCAUCCGAAUCGUCCAUCUCAAUGGCCGAGUCGAGGAGUACAGCCGUCAGGUCUCCGCCGGAGAGAUCCUGGCAGCCAACCCGAACCACAUCAUCAGCAAGCCGUGCUCCCAGGGAGUCACCCGCAAGAUCUUGAUCGUGUCGCCGGACUCGGACCUGAAGCGGGGCCAUAUCUACUUCUUGAUUCCCGAAUCAGCAUUCCCAGGCCCUGCAGGCAAAAAGAGAAAGAAGAAGAGGCACCAGAAAACUGGUGGCGACGUGGCCGCUAAGGAGUCGGACCAUGACAACGACCGCCUCUCAGCGAUCGUCUCGGAGAAGAAGGCAUGUCACCGCCGCCGGCGGAGUGGGCGGGUUGGCGUAUGGAGGCCGCAUCUCGAGAGCAUAUCAGAAGUCUGAGAUAAGAUUUUUCGCUUCAGCAUGUGGGUGGUGGAGCAUGGCUUGCUGCUUCUCUCUCUCUCUCUCUCUCUCUCUCUCUCUCUUAUUCUUAUGUGGAUAUACACAUAAUCGUGAUCACUUCAUCUUUUUCCUCCCACUUGAUGGAAACGAGUGGAAGUUGUGAAUCCUUUUUGUAAUCUAUUCUUCAGAGAACAAAAGACACAUCAGUUGGAGCGAAAUGAAAGAGAAACUUUACUCCCUUUGAACCA